UACAAAAUUCUCAGAUAAAAAUUUAAAAUCCUUUUUGUCAUUAAAAUACACACACAUACACAUACAAUACACUCUCCUGAGUCUUGAGCCUCCUAACCUCUCCGUGAGUGUGUAUAUAUUCAUUUCAACUCCGCACCCCGAUAAAUAAAUUCUCUCUCUAAAAUUAUCUCUCUAUAUCGAUAUAUGUAUCACACAUAUAUAUAUAUGUAUGUAUUUCGAAGAUUAUUCAUGAUGGAAAUGUAGUGUAGGAAUUGAAGAAGAGAGAGAAAACGAAGUACAUAUUAGGAAAAUUUCGGUUCUGUAUCUGAUCGGAGAAUCGAGAAUGCCAUUGACUCGGUAUCAGAUAAGAAAUGAGUACAGCUUGGCUGAUCCAGAGCUGUACAGAGCAGCUGAUAAGGAUGAUCCCGAAGCUCUGCUUGAAGGCGUGGCCAUGGCCGGUCUCGUCGGUGUUUUGCGCCAGUUGGGUGACCUAGCUGAGUUUGCUGCCGAGAUAUUCCAUGACUUGCAUGAAGAAGUGAUGGCGACUGCUGCAAGAGGCCAUGGUCUAAUGGUUCGUGUGCAACAGCUUGAAGCAGAUUUUCCUUCAGUUGAGAGAGCUUUUCUGUCCCAAACCAGUCAUACAUUAUUUUUUUCCAAUCCAGGUGUUGACUGGCAUCCUAAUCUGCGUAUGGAUCAAAAUCUGAUUUCACAAGGAGAUUUACCUCGAUUUGUAAUGGACUCUUAUGAAGAAUGCCGGGGUCCUCCUCGGUUAUUCCUUCUCGACAAGUUUGAUGUUGCGGGUGCUGGGGCAUGUCUCAAGCGCUACACUGAUCCGUCAUUCUUUAAAGUGGAAGUAUCAUCCUCUGGAAUGACAAAUGCAGAAAUUCAGAGGGAGAAGAAAAUCCGCAAAGCUAAGAAGAAAGGAUCACGCUGGAGAAAUGGAGAAACACCCGACAUUUUACCAGCAUCACAUGCAAAACUGCAUCAGUUAUUUCUAGAGGAGCGUGUUGCAAAUGGUACUACUGACCCUGCACGUCGUGUGAAGCUGAAGAGAAGGCUCAAUGGAUUUCCAUUUGAUUCUAGAACUGGGAAAAGUUACAUGGAGAAAUUUUUGAAGACUCCUUCACCCGAGCAUAAGGUGGUUCAUGAAGUCACUGUUAGUUCCCCGCCCUUGAAAUUACCAUCCCAUAUUACUAAUGAAUCAGGGCUUGAAAUAGUUGAAAUCAGUACAGCGAGUCCUCAUGAAGAACCAUUGCAGAGAAAGAGAAGUCCAUAUUCAUCUCCUCAUAUAGAGGAGACUAUACUAGAAUCAUCAAUGAGCGAGUUGAAUGAGGAAGUUAUGGAUAGAAUAUCAAAGGUGCACAACCUCAGUUUUGAAGCGGAUAAUAUUCUUUCUACACUUGAUGAGGUGGUAGAUGAGAAGGAAAUUGCAGUUGAUGGGGAAAGCAGAACAGAAGACAGUAGGGAUAGUUACCAAUCUGAUGACAUUGCAAGUGAGAUAGAUGCUUACAUGGAUGCCCUUACUACAAUGGAAUCAGAAAUGGAAACGGACACCGAGUAUAAAGCCAAGAAUGAGGUAGCCAUCUUAAAUAUUGAAAAGCAGGGGUCAGAUUCUGACGGAAAUGAUAAACAGGAGCUUCAACCUCAUUUUUCAGAUUCUCAAUCAUUAGGGAACUCCAUUGCAUCUGAUGAUGUGGUUAACUCAUCCAAAAAAGAAUUAUCUAGUUUUUCCUGUUCUGAUUCUCUAAGCAAUUUGGCCGAGAAUACACCAUUGGAUGUUGAUGUUUCUGCUAAAGUUUUUCCAUUCACUGAAAUUUGUGAAGCUGAGGUCGUAAAUAUGUCAUCUGACCUGCAAUUUGUCAAAGAGGAAACUCCAGAGACCCAACUAACAGAGCAUGUGGUCCCCAGUGGACCAUGUGUUGAGAUCCCAAAUUACAGGUCUGAAUUUGGAGAACCAUCUUCUAGUUCGUGUCUUACAGAUGCAACUCCAACCCUUCUGCCUGUAGAUCCGGGAGCAAGCUGGAGGGAAUGUGCAGUUGUGGAACCAGAAUUGGAUGAAAUAUCCUCUGGCUGUAAUGAACCUGCUGCUGAAUUUAUUUGUACUGAAGAAAAUACGAUAAAUAUGGGUGAUAAUUUACCAUGUACACCUAAUCUUUCUGAUGUUCCUUCCCAGACAAGAGAUGAUUUGCUCCCUAUGGUGUCCACUGAAAACCAUCCUCUGGACGAGUUAGAUGAUGAGGAUCCGAACGUCUUUUCUGAUGCUUCACUGCACUUCUUGAACAUCUCAGAGCUGUCUUGUGAAAAGAAAAACAGUGAAAGUUCAUUGGACUAUGUUCUCCAAACAGAAUACUCAGAAGACAAUUGUAGCAAAAAUUUGGUUGAUGGUCAGAUUAAUUCGCCACCCUCGGUUACUUCACAUACAGAAGAACAGGCUCUUGAUUCAGCCUUGCCAGAACUAGAAAAUUGUAAUUCAGAUGCAAAGCAAGGUGGCAUUGUUCCCAAAGUAGAUGAUGCUAUUCCAUUAGCUGGGGAGAUAACAAUGAACUUAACUCCUGUAGGAGAUAAUCCACAGGCUUGUAACGUCACAGAGCCGCAAAUCAUGGAAAGAACAGAUGAUGUUUCGCCAUCUGAACUUGAUUCAGCGGAAGUGUGCAUUUCAUAUUCUGGGGAGAAGAAUCUUGAUGGCGCUUUUAGCACUACAGGUGGUGAGGAAACAGAUGUACUCUCCCUCAGCAUUGAUAUGGUUGGAAACGAUGCUGCACCUCUUGAAUUUGCUUUUGAUUGUCCUAAAUCUCCAGAUCCUGCACCAGAUAUCAAGGUUCAUAUACCCUUAAAUGAUAUAGGAACUGAAACAGCUCAAUCUGAAGCUGUUGCUGUGGAUUCAGCUGCUGCAAGCACUGAUGAUGAUAAUGAUGGUGAAAAUUGUGUUAAUUAUUUCUCUACCAAUCUCACAGGGUCCCAAGAAGUUCCUCUUUCUGGUCUUGGGGAUUCAAAUCAGAAUGGAUUGGAAAGCCACGAGGCAUGUCUUCCAGUGCAUCUUAAACAAUCAGACGGAGAGAAGGAAGUUGAUCAACAGGCAAUUGCUUCACCAGAAUUUGACUCCAUUCCGUGCAAUAAAAUCUUUUAUGAUCAUUCCUACGCAGAAUUGAUCGAUGAUGUUUCUGAUUCAUUUAUGGCUGCAGAUACUGAAAAUGGUUCCCACCCUAAUGAUGCUGCUGCAGUCCUAUCAUCUUCAAAUCAAAACGGCCGAGAUUCAAAAUCUCUCUCUCUCCAGCAGAGUAAUAUGAUCGAGAAUUCAGUAGAUUCUCUAUCUUCACUGACCCAUUACCUUGCUGAGCUAAGAAUUCCUGUGGAGCAAAAGGUUGAGUUACAAGCUACUCAGCUUGAUAAGGAAUGUCCACAUGCAGGUGAAGCUAGUUCUGAAUCGUCAAUUCAGUUGGAACAGAUACAACCUCCAAAUCAUUUGGAUCAUGAAAUAUGCAUUGAUGCUUCCUCUGAAUUUCAUCCAGCACAUCCUCCAAGCCAGCCUUCACUGUCAGAGUUGUUACCACAGUCGAUCUGCAAGAAAGACAUCUCUGAGCAAGACAGCGAUCCAUUAAUUUCAGUCUUUCCAGCAUUUGGCCUGUUUCCUGAGGCAAAUCAAAUCAAUUUAGAGGAGAUGCCUCCAUUGCCACCUCUUCCCCCUGUCCAAUGGAGGACAGGAAAGACUCAACAUGCUUCCCAAGCUUCGGAGAGAGACUUGGUGCAGAAUAAUAUGGAACCAUUUCCAACAAGUUUGCCAUCUACAGCUUAUGAAAAAGUUCAAUUGGGUUAUCCGGCAGUGAAGGGAGAAAUUACCCAACCUUCAAACCCAUUUUCGCCACUGUCAGCUGCAAAAGAUGAGAAUUCUCAACAUGUUUAUGAAAACUUAGCGGGUACUAUGGCGCAUUCCAAUCCAUUCUCAUUUCAAGUGCCAACCAUUGUUGAUCAUGGGAAUAGUCACGAUGAUAUCCACACUUCAGGAAGAACACAAUCCAUGAACCCAUUCUUAAUGUUGCCAUCAAUAUAUGAUGAGAGAACGCAGCGUGGUUUCCUUGGUUUAGAGGGUGCAACAGUACAACCUAGUUUGAAUCCUUUCUCAACUGUAACAAGUGUUGAAGAUACAGCUUCUACACAUGCUUCCAGGUCUUUGCAGGAAAAACUAAUCCAGCCUCUGGAUCAAUUAGCACCAGAAACAGGCUCCUGUGUAAUUUCGAAUGUGAAAGUGAUGAAUCCUCCUGACACCGCUGUGCCACCACCAGCGACGGAAGAGGAGCAGCCCCAUCAUGUCUUCCAAACUUCAGAGAGGGAAACUUCAUGGUCAUCAAGUAUAUCCAUUCCACUUACGGCUUCUGAAGAUGGAAAGGCAAACGAAAAUCGGCCAAUUAAGCUUCCCAGACCGCGAAACCCUCUCAUUGAUGCCGUUGCUGCCCAUGGUAAAAGCAAGUUGAGGAAGGUAACAGAACGAGUUAGGCCUCAAGUUGAACAGAAGGUAGAUGAAAGGGAUUCACUACUGGAACAAAUACGAACCAAGUCUUUCAACUUGAAACCUGCGGUGGUGACAAGACCCAGCAUUCAGGGUCCUAAAACCAAUUUGAAAGUUGCUGCCAUUUUGGAGAAAGCAAAUGCAAUUCGCCAGGCAUUUGCUGGAAGCGAUGAAGAUGAUGAUGCAGAUAGUUGGAGUGAUUCGUAAAAAGUUUUGCUCUAGGGCUACUCUUCCACUGAGUUUAUUGCCAUGAAGUGUACAGGAAUGUGAUUUUUUAAGCUCCCAGCUUUCAGUAAGGGUUUUUAGCCGUGUCAAUUGCCAUGAACAUGACGGAGGAUAUUUGUUCUCUCCCUUGCAUGGAUUGGAAAUUUCUGCAGUAUGUUGUACUCUCUCUCUCUCAAGGAAGUUUCAUUGUUGGUGGCUGUGUCCUGCCCACAGAAAUAAUGUGGGGGGUUAAAAUACAUUUGUGUGUGACAGAUGAGGUCCAGCGUGCAAGCGCUUAAUCGCUCAAUUUCUGUUUAGGUUUUAGUGGGUAUAUAUAUGGUGGCACAAGAUAUGAUUUGUAAAAUAUGUCGUAUGCAUUUUUGUAUCUGGUAUAUAAACACUGCUGUAAUUUGGAUUCUCUAAUCCAUGCUCCUCUUUUCCACCCUUUUAAGUAA
Messenger RNA from Cornus florida, 5142 nucleotides. Its product is annotated as protein SCAR2. Gene Ontology annotation, biological process: positive regulation of Arp2/3 complex-mediated actin nucleation; actin cytoskeleton organization. Lineage: Eukaryota; Viridiplantae; Streptophyta; Magnoliopsida; Cornales; Cornaceae. Gene Ontology annotation, cellular component: cytoskeleton. Bases 323 to 4690 code for a protein of 1455 amino acids. Gene Ontology annotation, molecular function: Arp2/3 complex binding; actin binding; protein kinase A regulatory subunit binding. The transcript has 9 exons. The record is from RefSeq and is a predicted model, not a curated record.